Molecule: messenger RNA, 1101 nt
Organism: Hansenula ciferrii
Lineage: Eukaryota; Fungi; Ascomycota; Saccharomycetes; Phaffomycetales; Wickerhamomycetaceae
Product: Non-imprinted in Prader-Willi/Angelman syndrome region protein 2
Exons: 1
Coding region: 1-1101 (366 amino acids)
Biological process (GO): magnesium ion transport
Cellular component (GO): membrane
Molecular function (GO): magnesium ion transmembrane transporter activity
Source: RefSeq, a predicted model, not a curated record
AUGGUUGCAGAUAAAUAUAUUGGGCUGGCCCUUGCCAUAUCGUCUUCCUUCGCGAUUGGUACUUCAUUCAUCAUCACAAAACAAGGUUUAAAAGAUGCUUCAAAACAAGGGUUUGAUGGUGAUGGUCAUGAAUAUUUGAAAAAUCCAAUAUGGUGGGCUGGUAUGAUUACAAUGGCUAUAGGUGAAAUUGCAAAUUUCGCAGCUUAUACUUUUGCUCCAGCUAUUUUAGUUACACCAUUAGGUGCUUUAUCUGUUAUUAUUGGUGCAGUUUUAGCUGCUGUAUUUUUACGUGAAGAACUAGGUACUUUAGGGAAAAUGGGUUGUGCAAUUUGUUUAUUAGGUAGUGUCAUUAUUGUUUUACAUGCACCAUCUGAUAAAGAUAUUGAAACUGUUGAUGAAAUUUUAAAUUAUGCAAUGACACCUUUAUUUAUAACUUAUGUCGUUGCAGUUUCUGUUUUUGCAUUAAUCAUGAUUUAUAAAAUUGCUCCAUUAUAUGGUCAUAAAAAUCCAAUUUAUUAUAUUUCAAUUUGUUCAACUGUUGGUUCAAUUUCAAUCGUUAGUAUUAAAGCUUUUGGUAUUGCAUUAAAAUUAACUUUAAAUGGUAAUAAUCAAUUUACUCAUUUAUCAACUUAUAUUUUCAUUAUCGUCGUUGUUGUUUGUAUCAUGACACAAAUGAAUUAUUUUAAUAAAGCUUUAGAUCAAUUUGACACUUCAAUUGUCAAUCCAUUAUAUUAUGUUACAUUUACAACUGCAACAUUAGUUGCUUCAUUUAUCUUAUUCAGAAAUUAUAAUGAUGCAGGUCCAAAAGAUUCAAUCAGUCUGAUUUGUGGAUUUUUAAUCAUCUUCUCAGGUGUUUAUUUAUUGAACAUUUCAAGAAAGAAGAAAGAUCAUCAAUCUGUUUUAUUUAGUCAACAAGGUGAUGAUUUAGGUCAUAUUCCAAUGGAAGGUGGUGUUGGUGCUUUCCAAGCAAGAAGAUCAUUAAAUCUGAAUAGAACAUCAGGUCAUGAUCAUGACACUGAAGAAUCCGUUGGGUUAAGAAGAUUUGAUAGUUUAAAUUUGGACGAUGAUAACGAACGUGAAACGGAUAGAUUUCGUGUAUAA